AUGUCACUCUAUGACUUGGGAGCUGCAUACCAAAUGUCGAUGACCAAAGAAGACAAGACGGAAAGUUUCUCUUGUAUCUCGGCGGUUGAUGGGGAGUGCGAAGCAUUGAUAGGAUCCGCCUGGCCAAACAUUAUACUGCCAAUGGGAGAUCAUAAAUUGCUUGGAAAGUGUGUUGAGGUCCAGACUGCAACAUUCUAA
This is a messenger RNA of Sclerotinia sclerotiorum 1980 UF-70, 198 nucleotides long. RefSeq lists its product with no specific name. The transcript has 2 exons. The record is from RefSeq and is a predicted model, not a curated record. Bases 1 to 198 code for a protein of 65 amino acids. Lineage: Eukaryota; Fungi; Ascomycota; Leotiomycetes; Helotiales; Sclerotiniaceae.